AUGUCUUUUCUGAACUUGCUGAUGGUUUCAGAUCGAAUCGACAUCUAUCGGACAUGGCAAAUACACACGAGGCUGCCACGCAUCAGAGACACUCUUGAUAUGGCGGCUUCAAGAUUCGUUACUGUGAAGAACUUAGGUCGUAUGCGUUAUGGACCCGCAAUCGCUAAGAUGAAAGAAACAUGCGAACAGAAAGUCGCCUACCGAAAACGAGUUUCCUGCAGUGAGCCAAUGGACAUUAUAUACAUCGUGGAACAUCCCCCAGUUUAUACCAUAGGGACAAGAACGCAACUCUACUUAGGCCCAUCAACAACUGAUUUCGAGAGGACGGAUGAAAAAUUGAAAAAACUCGGGGCAGAGUUCUAUAAAACAAACAGGGGUGGCUUAAUUACUUUUCAUGGUCCUGGACAAUUAGUUUGCUAUCCAGUUUUAAAUUUGCGCAACUUCAAACCGAGUGCAAGAUGGUACAUAAAUCGGCUUGAGCAAGUUGUAAUUGACACUUGUGCAGACUUUAAAAUUAAUGUUGGAAGGACAGCGGACAUCGGUGUAUGGACUGAGGAUCGAAAAAUUGCCGCAAUUGGUGUCCAUGUCAGCAAAUACAUUACAUCUCAUGGUUUAGCUCUAAAUUGCAACACCGACCUAUCAUGGUUUGACCACAUUGUGCCAUGCGGAAUUCAAGGAAAGAGCGUCACAUCACUUUCCAAGGAACUAAAUACAGAUAUCAAAAUAGAAGAUGUUGUGCCUAUUUUAUUAAAGAAAUUUCAAAAUUUAUUUAAUUGCCAAUUAAUCAUGUCGCAAUGA
Messenger RNA from Rhopilema esculentum, 798 nucleotides. RefSeq names its product octanoyl-[acyl-carrier-protein]:protein N-octanoyltransferase LIPT2, mitochondrial. Gene Ontology annotation, molecular function: lipoyl(octanoyl) transferase activity. The record is from RefSeq and is a predicted model, not a curated record. Gene Ontology annotation, biological process: protein lipoylation. NCBI's taxonomy places the organism in Eukaryota, Metazoa, Cnidaria, Scyphozoa, Rhizostomeae, Rhizostomatidae.